AUGCAACAACGGAUAGAUCGUUUAGAGAGUUUGGUGAAGAGUCUGAUGCUUCAAAAUCAACAACCAAAGCCUCCAGAAGACUGCAAUAAUUCAAAUAAGCAUCACGAUGUUGAAAAUUUUGACGCAGAAACAAGAAAUGGUGGGGUCGAAGUAACAUCGCCAACCAGCACGGGUGAAACUGUGUUUGAUGGAUCGCAUUCUGUCUAUAAAGCCUCCGAUAACUGGAGUAAUGUUUUUCGCGAGGUCAGCGAGCUGAAGAGAUUUUGGAAUCAAAGCCAGGAUGAAUUAUCCGAAAAAGAAACCCAGCAAACUCUCUCUUACUACGUUGACGGAUCCGCCUUUUUGUCUGGAAGGAAAGAUGCGGUAAAUAAAACGGAUUUGUCUGCAGCUUUGCCACCGAGAUCUGAAGUCGAUAGCCUGAUCCGUCAAUAUUUUGACCAUAAGAAUUUUGCCAUACCUACUGCUCCUGUCGUAUAUCAGCAAAAUUUCAUGCAACAGUACGAAGAGCAUUGGAACAACCCUUCGGAUACCAGUGUGAUGUGGAUAGGUUUGCUGUUCUCAAUUCUCGCUGUGACGAUGCUGUCCUAUCAUUUGGCCGGAAAUGAACCACCGGAGUAUAAAGGUAGUUCUAGGGUACUCUAUGAACAGUAUCGUAUGCGAACGGCACAGUGUCUGAUGAAAGGAGAUAUUGCAAAGUGCUUGCCAUAUACCUUGGAAACGUUACUACUCAACACUACUGCAGAGCUGGCUAGGCAUGAUGACAACAGCCGCGGGCUUUGGAUGAUGACAGGUGUGGUAAUACGCGCCGCCAUCAACAUGGGCUAUCAUCGUGAUCCCUCGCAGAUAGCAUCGAUUUCGGUGAUGCAAGCGGAGUAUAGACGCCGCAUUUGGCUCGGCAUAGUUGGAAAAGAUUGUAUCGCAUCUUUUCUUGCCGGCUUUCCAAGUAUGAUGCCCAGAGUUUAUGCGGAUACACUGGAGCCACGAAAUCUAUACGACUGGGAGCUAACUCCAGACACCACCGAACUGCCAGAGUCACGGCCACUGACAGAAUGGACACCGGUCACGUACUUGAUCGCAAAAGGAAGGCUUUUGAAUGUCCUCGCGGGGAUUAGCGACCUGAAUAAUGAGCUAUUAUCAACUGACUAUGAUAAAGUUGUUGAGCUCGAUGAUCAACUAAGAGAGACAUAUCAGCAGCUUCCUCCUAAUAUGCUUGGCGUAGUUAUCGACUCCGAAUCUCAGAGCAAAGCGGCCAGUGAACUUUCAGCUGUGCAAAUGAAGUUCCUCUACCACCGGGCAAUGUGCGCUCUACAUCGAAGGUACGUUAAUAGAGGCAGAUUAGAAGCACGAUUUAAACUAUCUCGAGAUCGAUGCGUCUCGUCGGCACUGGAGCUAUUAGCCCAGCAGGAACUCUUCCAUAGAUUCGCAUUAAUACCAGGAUCGUUGUUUGUCUGGUACAACCUGUCGCAUGCCAGGCACGACUUCAUUCUGGCUGGGAUGAUACUAAGUCUUGAAUUGGAUCAUCAGCGGCGAUGCCCAGCUGUAGAUGGUCCGCCGAAUUUCAAUGUUCUGAAAAAGGCCUUGACGCGUUCCUGUGCAAUUUGGAAUGAGGUGCGGAACUCCUCUUCCGAUGCUAAAAGAACGUACCAAACACUCUCCGAUAUGCUCCUGACGUUCGAAGUCGUAAAUAGUACCCCAAAACCAUCCUCUGUCGGGGGAUCCGAAUUGUAUGCUCAGUCAGGUUGCCUAACUGAAGAAAAGCUGCCAGAGCCACAAAACUGGGAGUUCUCCAAUGACAUGGAUAUAGAUUGGGCUGGGUGGGAUUCUUUCAUCGAGGGAAUUGACUUUGAAGGUGCUUAUGAAGAAGGGCUUGGUGGGCCAUGA
Molecule: messenger RNA, 1881 nt
Organism: Glarea lozoyensis ATCC 20868
Lineage: Eukaryota; Fungi; Ascomycota; Leotiomycetes; Helotiales; Helotiaceae
Exons: 5
Coding region: 1-1881 (626 amino acids)
Biological process (GO): DNA-templated transcription; regulation of transcription by RNA polymerase II
Cellular component (GO): nucleus
Molecular function (GO): DNA-binding transcription activator activity, RNA polymerase II-specific; zinc ion binding; RNA polymerase II cis-regulatory region sequence-specific DNA binding
Source: RefSeq, a predicted model, not a curated record